Messenger RNA from Spinacia oleracea (spinach), 2439 nucleotides. Its product is annotated as L-type lectin-domain containing receptor kinase IX.2. Bases 220 to 2265 code for a protein of 681 amino acids. The transcript has 3 exons. Gene Ontology annotation, molecular function: ATP binding; protein kinase activity; carbohydrate binding. The record is from RefSeq and is a predicted model, not a curated record. Lineage: Eukaryota; Viridiplantae; Streptophyta; Magnoliopsida; Caryophyllales; Amaranthaceae. Gene Ontology annotation, biological process: protein phosphorylation.
UGAACACUAUGAAUCUAUGAUACAUGAAUAACAUCAGCCUAUAUAGAAGGACCUUGUCCUUGAUAGGAGUAGUUAAUUAAGUAAAUAUGGACCUCAUACGUAGUAUAUUUCUAGAAAUAACCAAAAACCUUGGAUUUUGAGACGACGACUCUUGUUCCUCUAAUAUAACCCCCAAUCUCAUCCAUCUCAUCAAUCUCAAUUCUCAAACAAUAACAAACCAUGCCAACUUCUCCAAAAAUACUUGUACUACUCUUUUCCACCACUAUUUUUCUCUCUCAACAAAUACUAGGUACCUCAUUCUCAUCAUCUUCAACAACUUGUGAUCAUGGUACAGUUAUAUUUUUCUUUCCUUCUUUUAACACAUCAAAUUGUAACCCCGGGGGUGACCUUCUGUGCAUGGGCGUGGUCACCCCCGGGGAAGGCUUCUUAAAUUUGACCACCGUAUCGUCAAAUAGCUCAUCCACCACGGAUUUUAAUUCUAUUGCUAGGGUCUUGUACCGUGACCCGGUUCAAGUUUGGCCGGCUUCUUUUUGUACAAGCUUCUCCUUGAGUAUUUUCUCUCGGUUCAGCCAGGAGUUUUCGGGUGAUGGUAUGGCGUUUCUUAUGACUCAAGAUAAGGAACCUUCUCCUGUUAAAAGCUUUGGCUCUUUUCUUGGUCUCCAGGAUAAAUUGCUUGCAGGUCAUUCCAAGUUCCAACAACUAGCAAUCGAGUUUGACACAUUCAAGAACGAGUGGGACCCAGAUGGUAAUCACAUUGGGAUAAACACAUUAAGUGUAAUGAAUUCCCUAAUUGCAAAGACCCUAAACUCAUCCAACAUUGAACUCAAAAGUGGUAAACAAAUUAGAGUAAAGAUAGAAUACAAUGGGUAUACAAAAGACUUACAAAUAUAUGUAGGUUAUGAAGGAAACCCAUUAAAAAGUUUCCUUAAAUACUCAAUAAAAGUGUCAAAGAAAGUCCCAAGUAAAGUAUACUUAGGUUUUACAGCCUCAACUGGGACACUCACUGAGACUCAUCAAAUACAUGAUUGGGUUUUCACUUCAACCAUGUUGCCUUACUAUACUGUAAAGGAUAACAAGAAGAAAGCCAUCGUUUUGGCAAGUGUUUUACCUGUUGUUGGGGGUUUGAUUGUCUUUGCACUCAUUGCUAUCCCUAUUUUUCGACGAAGGAUGAUCAAGAAGAGGGAAAGGUUUAGGAGGAUGGAAGAGCUUGAAAGGCAGUCUGCUGCCGCGGCUCCUAGGAAGUUUACGUACAAACAGCUUGCUAAGGCUACUAAGAAUUUUAGCAAGGAUAAUUUGUUGGGAACUGGUGGUUUUGGUAGUGUUUAUAAAGGCCAAAUUGUUGAUCCUCCUCAGACUAUUGCUGUUAAGAAGAUUUCAUCUACCUCUCAGCAAGGUGAGAGAGAAUACUUAGCAGAAAUAUGUACCAUUGGGCGACUAAGGCACAGGAACAUAUUACAACUCCAAGGUUGGAGUCAUGAAAAUGACAGUCUUCUUCUAGUAUACGAAUUCAUGGCAAAUAAAAGCCUCAAUGAGUUCCUCUCAGGACGAAAGUUCCUAGACUGGAAGGCAAGGUACAAAGUACUAUCCGGCUUAGCAUCAGCAUUGUUAUACCUCCAUGAAGAAUGUGGUGAUCCAGUGGUUCAUAGAGACGUGAAGCCUAGUAACAUCAUGCUAGACGCGGACUUAAACCCGCGUCUAGGUGAUUUCGGGCUUGCUAGAUUGCUAAGGAACACUACAGGAGUGACCACAAUGGUGGCGGGAACACUAGGGUACAUGGCUCCUGAGGUUAGCUACACCGGAAAGGCAACAACUGAGUCGGAUGUGUAUAGCUUUGGGGUGGUAGCAUUAGAGAUGGUGUGUGGGAAGAGAUUUAGUAACCUCUUAGGGGAAAGUUGCUUGGUGGACUAUGCAUGGGAUAUGCAUGCAAAGGGUACACUAGAAGAAUGUGUGGACCCUAAGUUAGGUGACGACUUUUCCAAAGAUGAAGCCGUAAGGAUUUUAAGUGUGGCGCUUUCAUGCUUGCAUCUGGAGUCGAACUUGAGACCUGAAAUGAGAAAAGUGGUAAUGGUUUUGCUAAAUUCAGAUGAGCCUCUUAUGGAACUUCCUACUACUCGGCCUAAAGGAGUAUAUUUGUCACUAUAUGGAUUUUCGAAUCCACCUACUACUAUCAAUAAUUCUAACCCUAAUACCCCUCUGUUCUCAUGGCCUGAUUACCCUUCUUCUAGUGCCAAUUCCAACUUUCCAGAUGAAUCUUUGGCACGAUGAUGAAUACUUUUUAAAUAAUUUUACUAUAUAUUGAAGAAGUUAUAGUUGCACAAUAGAGUUUUUGUUUCAAAUAUUGUAUAUUAUUUUUAUAUGACCGUAAGAGCACGUAACUCCAAUGAUCAAUCCAUUUUAUAGCUUAUAUUCCGCAUUAGCUUCUUAAGCUACGUCGUAUUA